UUUUUCAAAACUACUCGUUGAUAAACAAUGUUUCCAUGUGUUCGCACUUUAGUCACGUUUUAUAAUUUUCGACGACAGGUUUUGACGAUUCAAACAAGUAAUAAUAACGUCAAAGUAAAAAAAAACCUAAUUUACAUUAUUUGUUAAAUGUUGAAGUGAUUUUUCAAUAACCGAAAAUGCCUCCGACGUGUUCAACCAAUUGUGGCAAGAGCGCAAUACUCAAACGUCCAAAAACCGGAGAUGCUCUAUGCAAAGAAUGUUUUUUUUGGGCCUUCGAGACAGAGAUUCACAAUACAAUCGUAAAUGGCAAAUUAUUUACACGUGGUAAUAAAGUUGCGAUCGGUGCAUCAGGCGGAAAAGACUCGACUGUUCUGGCUUACGUGUUAAAACUAUUGAACGAAAGAUACGACUACGGAUUGAGCCUUUUCCUUCUUUCGAUAGACGAAGGAAUCACAGGCUACAGAGACGACAGUUUGGACACAGUCAAGCGAAACAGAGACGACUAUCAAAUGCCCCUUAAAAUUUUGUCUUACAAAGAUCUUUACGGUUGGACGAUGGACGCUAUCGUUGAUCAGAUAGGGCGCAAAAACAAUUGCACUUUUUGUGGUGUAUUUCGUCGACAAGCUCUUGACCGAGGUGCGGCUCUGUUGGGGGUUGAUUGUAUAGCAACUGGACACAAUGCAGAUGACAUAGCUGAAACUGUUUUAAUGAAUAUUUUGAGAGGAGACAUUGCUAGGCUGCAGCGAUGCACCUCGAUAAUAACGUCUGGCCAGGACACAAUAAUGCGAUGCAAACCAUUGAAAUACACGUACGAAAAGGAGAUUGUCAUGUACGCGUAUUUCAAAAAACUUGUUUAUUUCUCGACCGAGUGCGUUUUUGCGCCAAACGCUUAUAGAGGGCACGCAAGAACGUUUUUGAAGGAUCUUGAAAAAGUUCAACCCUCCUCGAUCAUCGACAUCAUUCAUUCAGGUGAACGACUAGAGAUAAAAGAAAGUGUGAAAAUGCCGGAACGAAGGAAUUGCAAAAGGUGUGGUUUUGUAUCGAGUCAAGAAAUUUGCAAAGCUUGCAUCUUGCUAGAAGGCUUAAAUCGUGGUAUGCCGAAACUUGGUAUUGGCAAAUCUGGGAAAGCAUUGCAAAUCGUGAAUGCGAAUAAUCGUGUAGGCAAAUUAUCGAGGGAUAAAAAUAUUUUGGAUAUAGCACUUUGAUUGUAAAUAUAGAUCUAAUAAUGUAAUUACAAAUUGAUCGAUUUACUGUUAUGUACAGUACUGAAAGAAAAAUUUACAAUGUGAACAGCAUCUCGAGAUAAUAAACUUUAUAUUUGUAACAGCA
Molecule: messenger RNA, 1329 nt
Organism: Venturia canescens
Lineage: Eukaryota; Metazoa; Arthropoda; Insecta; Hymenoptera; Ichneumonidae
Gene: Ctu1
Product: Cytosolic thiouridylase subunit 1
Exons: 6
Coding region: 177-1205 (342 amino acids)
Biological process (GO): tRNA wobble position uridine thiolation
Cellular component (GO): cytosolic tRNA wobble base thiouridylase complex; mitochondrion
Molecular function (GO): tRNA binding
Source: RefSeq, a predicted model, not a curated record